AUGAAUCUACGGGUUCUUGACCUUCAAUCCAACUUUCUCCAAGGCCCCCUUGUGAUUUUAGAUGCACCAUCUAUGGAGACCUUAUUACUUUCCCACAACAAUUUUAUAGGAGAGAUCUCUUCGUCAAUUUGCAACUUGAGCCUUGUUCGUCUUGAACUAUCUAACAAUAACUUGAGUGGAACAAUUCCUGAAUGUCUAGGAAACGCUUCUAGGCUUUUACUCUUGAACCUUGAAAUGAACAAUUUCCAUGGUUACGUCCCCUCAAUAUCUGUAUAUAGCUCCAUUCAAUAUAUCAACCUUAACAACAAUAAGUUGGAGGGAUCAUUACCACCUACAUUGGUUCACUGUAGCAAAUUGGAAGUUCUAGAUGUUGGGAACAACCUGAUAAAUGAUACUUUUCCUCAUUGGUUAGCAAAGCUUCCAGAUCUAAAAAUUCUAAUAUUGAGAUCUAAUAGAUUUCAUGGUUCCAUUGGAAAAUCAAAGACAAGAUUAUCAUUUUGUAACCUACGAAUAAUUGAUAUCUCUCACAAUCAGUUCACAGGUUCUUUGCCACCAAGAUUUUUUGAGAAAUUUAAUAUGAUGGGUGGGGAAAAUUUUAAAGGUCAUAUUCCACCAUUAUUGGAAAAUUUGACACAACUUGAAUCAUUGGACUUCUCUUUCAACAACUUUGUUGGAGAGAUUCCUAAUCAGCUGACAAGUCUAACAUUUCUUUCCGUGUUGAACCUUUCAUACAACCAACUUGUCGGAUUCAUACCUCAAGGAAAUCAAUUUGGUUCAUUUCCAAAUGACUCUUAUAUUGGAAACUUUGGGUUGUGUGGAUCUCCAUUGUCAAGGAAGUGUAUUCGUGAUGAGGCAUCAUCUCCAGUACCAUCAAUCUACCAUGAAGAAGAUGAGUCGAGCUGGUUUGAUUGGAAAAUUGCCUUGAUGGGUUAUGGAUGUGGACUAGUGUUGGGCAUAUCCAUUGGAUAUAUUGUAUUCACAACAAGAAAACCGCAAUGGUUCAUAAGGAAGAUUGAAAGAGAGAAUUCCACCUCCUUUCUCCAACAAAGGGUAAACCCACUUGUAGAACUGGUUUUGGAUUCUAUAUGGGUCUCUGUUCUUGAAAUUUCUAAACUUUAUACAUCAGAAUUGGUCCUUCAUACAGACUCCUGGAAAGAGAGUACUGAUUGCUGCUCUUGGGAUGGAGUCACUUGUGAUUGCUUCAUAGGUCAAGUAAUUGGCCUUGAUCUUUCUUCUAGUUGGAUUCGUGGUGCUGUCUUUGACAACAGUAGUCUCUUCCUCCUUCACCGUCUCCAGAAGCUCAAUCUAGCCUGUAAUGUUUUCAGUGAAUCCACCAUCUCAUCCAAGUUUGGUCAGUUUAUGAAACUGACACAGCUUAACCUUUCUUUCUCCGGUUUCUAUGGCUUAAUAGCAGCUGAAAUCUAUCACUUAGCAGAACUUGUUUCAAUUGACCUUUUUGGUAACUUUCAGCUUGGAUUACUAGAAAUCAGCCAAAAUGUUUUCAAUGAGCAAUUGCAGAAUCUGGGCAUUUUUAUACAAAGAUUGUCCAAUGUUUCACCGGAUGCAGUGGAUAUUUUUACAUGCAUAAAUCUCAACCAUACAAUCAAAACUGAUACAACAGAUUUUUCAAACUUUGGCGCCAAAAUGUUACAACUUCAACCGUCUGAAAUCUUCUUCAUUUCCAGCAAAAUAUCACCAACUUCAACAGAAUCUAACAAAAUUAAGGCAUCUGCAUAUGAUGGUUUGGAUAAGUCUUCAGUUGCUCUUGGCUCCUUGGUGAACCUGUCUUCAACUCUGAUAUCUCUUGUUAUCAGCUUUACACGCCUGCAAGGCGACUUCCCAGAAAACAUUUUCCGCCUUCCAUUCCUCCAAAAGUUGAGUUUAACCGGAAAUGUAUUUCUAACAGGUACUUUACCAAAGUAUAAUUGGAGCUCUUCACUGAGAUUCUUGGAUCUCUCUCACACAAAUUUCUCAAGAAAGUUACCUGACACAACCGGCAACCUUAUAUACCUGAAUGUUUUGAAUCUCUCAUAUUCAAGUUUCUCUGGAAAAUUGCCAGACAAAAUUGGCAAUCUUGGGUACUUGAAUAUGGUGGAUCUUUCUUUCAACAAAUUCAAAGGGUCGAUUCCUACAUCAUUUUGGAACUGCACGAAAAUCACUUCUUUAGAUUUGUCAUCCACUAACUUCACUGGCCCAAUUACGGCAUCACUAUCAAAACUUAGUCUGCUCAGAAAUUUAUAUCUCGGUUCCAACAGUUUCUCAGGGCAGAUUCCAGAUGUUUUUGGCAACCUCAGUAAAUUAACUGAUCUAGAUCUUUCAUCCAACAAUUUCAGUGAUAAUCUUUUAGACGGAAGAGUUCCAUCUUGGUUGUUUACUCUGCCAUUUUUGGAGAGAUUAGAGCUUAUCAACAACAAAUUCACAGGUCCAAUUGAGGAGUUCCAUCGGACUGGUUCAGUGGAAGUUGUUUCUUUAAUGAAUAACCAGAUUCAAUGUUCAAUUCCAAAUUCCAUGUUUGAACUUUCAAGCCUUACAGUACUUGACCUUUCAUCCAACAACUUGAUGAGUGGCAUUGCGAAUUUCGUCCCUUUUGGAAAAAAUUCAAUGAUGAAUCUAUUAGUUCUAGACCUUCAAUCCGACUUGCUCCAAGGUCCACUUUUGAUGCUAGAUGCGCCUAAUAUGGCUACCUUAUUAGUUCUUGAUAAUAUGUUCACGGGAGAGAUCCCUUCAUUAAUUUGCGACUGGAGUUCUAUUGAAAUUCUUGACUUGUCUAACAAUAACUUGAGUGGAGCAAUUCCUCAAUGUCUCGGGAACUCUGAUACAAUGUGGUGA
This is a messenger RNA of Pistacia vera, 2829 nucleotides long. Its product is annotated as receptor-like protein Cf-9. The transcript is spliced from 8 exons. NCBI's taxonomy places the organism in Eukaryota, Viridiplantae, Streptophyta, Magnoliopsida, Sapindales, Anacardiaceae. The record is from RefSeq and is a predicted model, not a curated record. The coding region runs from base 1 to 2829 and encodes 942 amino acids. Gene Ontology annotation, molecular function: protein binding.